GAUUGUGAUUGUUUUUAGUAUUAAUUCAACGUCUUCCACUUGUUGAAAGCCUUUCUAAUUAUCAUUCUUUCGUCAACUUAUCAUCAUCCACUUCAAGUCAACUUUUUAUCACUUCUCAACCAAUAUGCAUUUCUCAAAACUCCUUGUCUUUUCUGCUGGAGCUGUUACUGUAGGUCUAGCGGAUCAGUUCAUGGUUCCUACUCCAUGGUACGUCCAAAAAAUCAGCAUUGGAAACAUUAGACACGGUUCAGGCGGCUUUUGGUCAUUCAACUUGAUUGACACGCCCACUCCUGCUCCUCAAGGCCUCAAUGUAACAUGCAGUUACACUAGUCCAACUACUUAUAUAUUCGCACUCGAUGGUGCUCCAGUCGAUGCACCCUGCAGUGGUGAUCCCAAUGUAACUUUCAGUCUAUAUUCUGAUGGCGAUCAUUUUACAUUUAAUAUCACGCAUCUGUAUGGAAAUUGCGGAACCGAGGAUAGCCCAACUCCAUGCAACGACAAUGGAACUUGGAAAUUCAGCCGAGAUGAUGUAAGAGGACAGGAGUUUGAUGUUCAAAACAACUUUGGACAAGCUGGAAGUUUCACCAGAGACUCCAUUUCCAUGUAUCCAGUUCGGGCGAUACCCAGCGAGAAGUGCGAGUUCUGUUGAUAUUUUUUAGGACGGGAUUAUCAACGGCGAUGAAAUGCCUAACGUACUAGGGAAGCAAGUAAAAUAGAAGGAUUGCAUUGGGUUUAAAAAUGGAGUAUCUUAGUAUAGGCGAAAAAAAACAGAGAUUAAUAGAACUUAUAAUCAAUAGUCAAGCUGCUCACUUCCAUUUGAGUGCCUUUAGGUAUCGAUAGCCGGAACACCUCGUUCAUAAGCUUCACUCUACUAGUGAUGAUGAAUUGAAUUAAAUAGAGACCAGGGCCCA
Molecule: messenger RNA, 911 nt
Organism: Botrytis cinerea B05.10
Lineage: Eukaryota; Fungi; Ascomycota; Leotiomycetes; Helotiales; Sclerotiniaceae
Exons: 4
Coding region: 125-649 (174 amino acids)
Source: RefSeq, a predicted model, not a curated record